Molecule: messenger RNA, 2432 nt
Organism: Misgurnus anguillicaudatus (oriental weatherfish)
Lineage: Eukaryota; Metazoa; Chordata; Actinopteri; Cypriniformes; Cobitidae
Source: RefSeq, a predicted model, not a curated record
UAUGAAGGGUGUUAUCGUCAAACGACUGCACGUCAUUGUUAGAUUUCGAUCUGUCCGCUGUCGACGUUGAAUUAAUGUACAUUAUUUUUGCGUUUUCUGUCUAUCAUUAAUGUUAGUAAGCACUGGUUAUUGCAUUUAUUAUCACAGGGACUCUUGUGAUAGCUACAAAGGCGCGUCUUCGUGUCUAAUGCUGUGCUAUCAGGGCUAACAGUUAGCCUAAUUUAAAAACAUCGUUGUAUUUACAGAUUCAGAAAGGCAAUUAAACAGUUAUAAUAGCUUCAAUUUCUGUCUACCAACAUUUUCUGUUCAUUAAAAACCUGAAAAAAUGUUGGUAAUGUUAAACGUCAUGAAAAUCAGAUAUUUCCUUUGUAAACACAGUGUAUGUUGCUAAAUGUUAACGUCUUGAGCAAAGAAACAAGUUCUCUAUUCACUUGUUAGUUAAUUUCCUGUGUAUUACGUUGAUGUGUCAAGCGGAACUGUCUGUUGUGUCGACGGGCAGAGUAUUUGGCUCAAUAACACUGUAAGACAUUGUAUGUGUCACCUGGAGAGAGAAGAUCAUGGCAGAUGACAAGGAUGUGCUGAGAGAUGUUUGGUUUGGAAGGAUACCGGCCUGUUUCACACUUUCUCCUGAGGAGACUACAGACAGAGAAGCUGAACCUUACUAUCUUCUUCUCCCGCGGGUCAGCUACAUGACACUGGUCACUGAUAAAGUCAAGAAACACUUUCACAAAGUCAUGAAGGGAGAGGAAGUAGAGAUGUGGUUCGAGUAUGAGGGAACGCCUCUUAAAUGGCAUUACCCCAUUGGGGUGUUGUUUGAUCUUCAUGCCUCAAACGCCGCUCUCCCUUGGAAUGUGACAGUGCACUUUAAGAACUUCCCAGAACAUGAAUUGCUUCACUGCUCAACAAACUCUGUGAUUGAAGCACAUUUCAUGUCUUGCAUUAAAGAGGCGGAUGCACUCAAACACAAGAGUCAGGUUAUUAAUGACAUGCAGAAAAAGGACCAUAAACAGCUGUGGAUGGGUCUACAGAAUGAUAAAUUCGACCAGUUCUGGGCCAUGAAUCGUAAACUUAUGGAGUACCCCACUGAAGAGGGUGGCUUCCGCUAUAUUCCCUUCAGAAUAUAUCAGACGAUGAGUGAGAGACCGUUUAUUCAAAAGCUUUUUCGCCCCGUCUCCCCUGAGGGCCACCCGCUCACACUGGGAGACCUGCUGAAGGAUCUGCUUCCUGCUGCCAUAUGUGUGGAGGAUGAGCCAAAGAGAUACCAGGUUAUGAUUCAUGGCAUUGAACCCUUGCUGGAGACGCCCAUUCAGUGGCUGAGCGAACAUUUGAGCCAUCCGGACAACUUCCUCCAUAUCAGUGUCAUCCCAGUACCAAGCGACUGAUUCCAGACAAUUGGUUUGAACAGUGAUUGAGAAUUCUGGAUGUAAGAUCUUCAGAGGUGGUCUUAUGGCGUUCCUGGCCUUCCUAUAUUCUCAUCCUCACCCCUGCAGUGGCCUUAUGGAGCAGUGGUCAUCUUAACAACAGAAUCCAAAUUAGUUUAUUAUAUAUGAUUUAAAGCUCUAAGAUGGGCGUCUUGUGUGUUUGCUGCCUUGAAAUUCUUCCAUGGAUAUGUUUGCGCAACCUUGCCUAACGUGACUGUACUCCCUUCACUCUUUCUUUGAUGAUAUAGUUUGAUUAUAAACAAGGCUUAUGGAAGCUGUCAAAAGUAAGAAGAAAUUCUGUCAUAAAACUAAACCCAGUAAUGGGAUUUCAGCCGUAGCAAGCAUGACGUCACGUACAUGAUCUGAUGUAUCAGUGUGUCCGAUUCUGACAUACAUGGGGGGAAAUUGCCACAGUCUGAUUAGUCAUUGAGGGAGUAAAUGUCUCUUUUCCAGUCAGCGUUAAGGUCAGGAUUUACCUUCAGAAGAGGUUUCAAUUUGUUUUGGGUAUUCUUGUCCAUCUGCGUAAAGAGAAGCUUUUCUUCAUUUAGAGCUCAAAAAUGGUCUUUGAAUGAUCUCAUGUUACACAUCACACUGUUGCAUACAAAUGAAGCUUCGAGUAUGUUUUGACCAUAUAUUUACAACCUGUAGGCUGACUGGCUGUCUGUGUUAAGGGGGAUGUGGGGACUCCAGACGAAACACAGCUGAGAGUGAUUAUUCGUUUAGAGGAAUCAGUGAGUGUUUUAUCCCAGACAGACCGAAUGGGGGGUAAAACCACAGAGCUUACGCCACUAACAGGCGACUUCAGGGCAGACUCUUCCCGAAACAAACAUCUGAGAGUUCAAAUAGCAUUGUAUUUUCUAUUAAAUGACUUCUUCACACUUCUAAUGACAGGUUAAAGGAUAACAGCAUGUUUCGGCUGUACUUUUUCUUUCAUUUUCAUGCCAUGAUUGCUUUUUCGUCUGUGUUCGAUUAAUUUGAAAGCAUUUAAUUAAAACAAACAUUUUAUAGCUA